Molecule: messenger RNA, 1995 nt
Organism: Aphanomyces astaci
Lineage: Eukaryota; Oomycota; Saprolegniomycetes; Saprolegniales; Verrucalvaceae
Exons: 11
Coding region: 1-1995 (664 amino acids)
Biological process (GO): mitotic cell cycle
Source: RefSeq, a predicted model, not a curated record
AUGGGCCGCGAUGCGACGCCAGUCCUCAAGGGAGUGAAAUGCAUUGUGGAUGUGCGCAUGUCGGCAGGUGAUGCGGACGUGGACUGCUCAGCGGCAGUCAGCGAGAAGCUGGUGCACCUCGGAGCGAAAGUCGUGAAGCGGUUGGGCAGAGACACGACCCACGUCGUGUGGCUCAAUGGCAAUCGCAAUGUUCGCGAAGACACCCUCAAACGGAGCGAGGUCAAGCUCGUUGGGCCUCUAUGGGUCGAGGCGUGCCUUCAGACCGCGACGCGUGUCCCCGAGACAAAGUUCUUUCCUAGUGACACCCCCGCCAACCAGUCGACGCCUUUGCCAUCUCCCGCAGCCGAGAAGAAGAAACGGCGGCGGUCGAGCUUGAUGGAACCUCGCCGAGAAGACGUGUUUGAUGAGUUGACUACUCCAAUCAAGAAGACUCGCAGGCAAACCUUGGACGCAGUGACCCCAAUGGCGAUAACGCUCACACCGCAAGAAGGUGUAAGCGCCCGCAGUCUGAGCCUCCGUCGCCGGUCCAGGUCUCCAGAAUACGACGAUAUCUCGCAACCAACGGAGGCUUCUACAAACUUGUCCACUGUGGACGAAGUUGCCGAGCCUCCAUCGCAAUCAGACACUCACAGCUCACGACAAAGCGUCGGGUCCAACCAUGCCGCCGCCACCACCCCCGCAAAACCAACGACAUCCCCUGCCAAAACCGUGGUUAAAUCUCUUUGUACACCUGCAUCCAGUGUCCAAGCAACCUCGGCCCACCGAGCUACUCCCAAGCACACAAAAAACCCGCCUCGCACGUGGCCGUGUGUGUCGUGUACGUUUGAAAACCCCCGAGUCGCCAAACGCUGCAAGAUGUGCGGGACGUCCUCGACGGGAGUUGAACCAUCGCAGCUUCUGGUGGGAUCAAUCGCCAAGAAGCACGACGACAUCAGCAGCAGAUCCAACAAGCCAGCGACGCGACUGGCUACCAAGCAGCCACCGCCCGUGGAACCAAACACUCCUACCCCUCAAGUAUCGUUGCCUCGCAAGAAGCAACCGUCGACGACGCCCAUCGGCACCCCCAAGCAAGGCCACCACCCGCCGACGCCGCCUCGUCGCGGCAACACCAGUUCGUUGAAAUCGAUUCCGGUUGUUAAGGUGGCCACCCCCGUCAAGGCCAAGGUGAAAGCUGCGAAGCCAAGUGCAGCGAGAACCUCCAAGAAGGAAGGAACGUCCACUGACGUAGCGCCGAAACAAACUGCCGUGAAGCGCAAAGCAGCAGCGGUGGAGCACCCGCGAGUACUUGUCAAGCCCAAGGUAUCGCAUACUCCUCCUGCGCCGACAAAGAAAUCCGAAGCGACGACAAGCAAGGCGCCCGCCACUGCAAUGAACCAAUCGACGACUACUAAGACGAAACGUAUGCCACGGUAUGUGAUCAGUGUGAGCGGGGCCAACCUGGACACGCGACUGGUCUUGGAAAGCUCCAUGCGCGAAAUCGAUGCCUCCAGUCCUGGCGAUGGCAAGAGUCGAAUUGUGGACGAGUUUGGAGCUGCUGCGGCCGUGACCCACGUCGUAGUGUCGGACAAGUCGAAGCGAACGAUGAAAGUGCUGUUUGGGCUGGCCACGGGUGCGUACAUUGUAUCGGACGCGUGGGUAUUUUCGUCGCUGGAAGCCAAGAUGUGGCUGGAUGAGUCGCCUUUCUUGAUGACAGAGUACCCAGCAGUGUCCAAGAAGAAAACCCCGCCAAAUUUGCUCGACGGCAUCAAGAUUUACGUGGCCAGCGGCCUCGACCCGCCCAAAGCGACCCUCCAAGCGUUGAUUCUGGCUGCCGGAGGCCAUCCGUGCUCGCAAAUGGCACUGGCAGAUGUGUGCAUGGGCGUGGAGCCUGCAGUCGGGCGACGGGCAUCGCUGGCUGGGCUUCCCAUGGUCUCGCCCAAGUGGCUGUUUGACAGUUUGGCCAGUGGCGUACUCGGACAGAUGGACCACCACCACCCUGUUGUGACCGACUCCUAA